This is a messenger RNA of Folsomia candida, 1494 nucleotides long. RefSeq lists its product as uncharacterized. Bases 717 to 1421 code for a protein of 234 amino acids. NCBI's taxonomy places the organism in Eukaryota, Metazoa, Arthropoda, Collembola, Entomobryomorpha, Isotomidae. The record is from RefSeq and is a predicted model, not a curated record. The transcript has 3 exons.
UUUGAUAACUAAUAAUUUAUAAUAAGCUCAAAUUUGUAAAAGUAGGGUAUAGAUUGAUACAGAUUACCGAGUGCAAAGUAGAAUUUCUAGUCGAUAUUACGUAGGCACAUAAUAUUUGGCAUGAUAUAAAGUAGUCGUGGCGUGUUGAAUAGUGAAAUGGAGGGUAAUUUGUCAAUCCUGUUGACACUACUUACGUCUACAUUAGAACGCAAAUUGUAUUGUUAUUUCACAUUUUUCAACAACUAAAUAGUAAAUAUGCGAACGUUAGAAUUCUUGCAAAUUACAAGUUGUAAUAGUAAAGGGAAACCAGUUUUCGGGACUAUAUAACACACAACAAGGACGGCAUAUUAUAUCCGCUCUAGAUAAUUGCAAGUUUCCCUUAAAGUGUUGCUGUUUUGAUUUUUGUAACAAACUCGUUGCAAUUUCACUUUCACUCUUUGAAAUCUUUCAAGUUCGUGACAUUGAGAAGAAUGAAUUAAAAAAGAUUGUAUGCAUUUCAACUUUUGCUUUUGGUGUGACCACAUCGUCAUCCUGUAUAAUAUUUACAUGCAAUUAAAUCGAUAUUAUUACCAAGUUUUACCUCAUUUAAUAUUAUUACAUUGAUUCUAUUACCGUUAUCACCAUGAGGUUGGCCACUGUGAUAAUUUCUCUCCUAUUUAUAACAUCCUUGGCCCUUGUCCUCUUUGCCUUGAGUAGUCACGCACAACGCACCACAAAUGUCAAUCAUAUCCAGCACCCGGCACACCCAGCACCCACCAAUCGAAGGCGUAAUCCUAUCAGGGACAGAUAUAUUCAUUUACCAUUUUAAUAGGAAGGCCGGACUCUGCGCCCAAAACUAUUACGUAAACGGAACUCGACCCGGAUUCAAAUUUUUUCGAUAUCAUAAAAAGAGUGCGGAAUGCUUUCCAAUUGAUGACAAGGGGCCCUGUGGUCGUAACAUGAUCUUUUACCGGAUCGGAAAUACGGAGUAUGGUGAAUGUGAUUGUGAUCAUAGUAAACGAUGUGGGCGUCCUCUGCUAUACUGGCAACCGACGGAUAGUUGUUAUCACGUGAAUACUCAGGGUCCAUGUCGAGAAGGACACUGGCUUGCCUAUGGUCUCACACAGAAACCAAUAUGUCAGAAAAACUUGUGUCUUCGUCAAGAAAGUGAAAGUCCGAGUAAUCAUCGUGCCAGAAAAUUCUGGAUUUCAAUCAACGGAAUGUGCAUGAAGACUCGGACCCUCGGAUUUUGUCCGGAUCCUGAACAAGUCAUGUUCUUCCGAGAAGGUGAAGCAUAUCCGCAGUGCGUACAUCCCUCCGAAGCGACCGUUUGUGGGGCAGUGAAUCGGAUAUCGAGACCAUGUUGGGCUGGGCAGAAGUUUGACUCGAUGGAUAAUUGUAGGGAUAAGGUGGGAUUGUGGGGAAGUGAAGAUGAUCACUGAUUAAAAAAAUGCCACAGAUAAAGUAUUUAUUGUAAACUAUCUUUAUUUAAUAAAUAAUUAAAAUCACACGUAA